UCGUUAUAAAGCGCUCCAAGAAGCAUGCGCUGUUCCCCAAGGGAACGGUGGUUAUGGCGCUGUACCCACAGACCACGUGCUUUUAUAGAGCUGUUGUUAACAGACUGCCUGCUAAUCCCGCUGACCCAUAUGAAGUGCUGUUUGAGGACUCGUCGUACGCGGACGGGUACUCGCCGCCGGAGCGCGUGGCGCAGCGCUACGUGAUCGCCAUCAAGGAGGGCAAGGGCCGCGCCACCUGACCCCGCGCCGCGCCCGCGCCGCCGCCCGGCCCCGCCGCCGACCAACAGAUGCUAUAGAUUACGGAUGUUAUACAGGGUGUUAGGUAAAUGGGUAUAUGAGCCGACACUAGCCCAUGUUAAC
Ostrinia furnacalis (Asian corn borer) is the source of this 360-nucleotide messenger RNA. RefSeq names its product SAGA-associated factor 29-like. The transcript has 2 exons. Bases 54 to 239 code for a protein of 61 amino acids. Gene Ontology annotation, cellular component: SAGA complex. The record is from RefSeq and is a predicted model, not a curated record. Lineage: Eukaryota; Metazoa; Arthropoda; Insecta; Lepidoptera; Crambidae.